Messenger RNA from Gossypium arboreum, 2236 nucleotides. Its product is annotated as ABC transporter G family member 26. The record is from RefSeq and is a predicted model, not a curated record. The coding region runs from base 1 to 2070 and encodes 689 amino acids. Lineage: Eukaryota; Viridiplantae; Streptophyta; Magnoliopsida; Malvales; Malvaceae. Gene Ontology annotation, cellular component: membrane. Gene Ontology annotation, molecular function: ATP binding; ABC-type transporter activity; ATP hydrolysis activity. The transcript has 9 exons.
AUGGAAAAUAGAAAAGAGGGUGAAAUUGAGGACAUGCCAAUGCCAUUGUCCCCACCAACAAUGGGGUCUAUGCAGAUUGCAGGAAGCAAUGGUUUUGGUCAUAACAUUGAGUUCAUGUCUCAGGCUUACCUCAGAAACCGAUACUCUGAAAUCGAUAUUGAGGACUACACCGUGUAUGCUGAUAAAGACCACCCUCUCCCCAUAUUUCUCAAGUUUGAAGAUGUGGAAUACAAGGUUCGAAGUAGCCAAGCCGCCUCAAUCAACCCGUUGCGAGUGAUGGUGUCAAAGUUUGCCUCGCAACUUAACUUGGAACAAGAUAAAUACAAGGAGAUCCUUAAAGGUGUAACAGGCAGCACUGGCCCUGGUGAAAUCCUAGCUUUGAUGGGUCCUUCUGGUAGUGGCAAAACAACCUUGUUAAAAAUAAUAGGUGGAAGGUUGACAGAUAAUGUGAAAGGGAACAUUACAUACAAUGACAUACCUUACAAUCCGGCUCUUAAACGAAGGAUUGGAUUUGUGACACAAGAUGAUAUCUUGCUUCCCCAACUAACAGUGGAAGAAACCUUAGUUUUUUCAGCAUUUCUGAGACUUCCGAGUGACAUGAGCCUGCAACAAAAGUAUGCAAAAGUAGAGAUGAUUAUGAAGGAGCUAGGCCUUGAAAGAUGUCGUCACACGAGAAUCGGGGGAGGAUUAGUUAAAGGAAUAUCAGGAGGAGAAAGAAAAAGGACUAGUAUUGGCUACGAAAUUCUUGUUGAUCCUUCAUUGUUGUUGCUUGAUGAACCAACUUCCGGUCUUGAUUCCACCUCAGCCAAUAAACUUAUUCAUAUUCUUCAAGGAGUUGCUAAGGCAGGGAGAACUGUAAUCACAACAAUUCACCAGCCAUCAAGCCGAAUGUUUCACAUGUUUGACAAGCUUCUCCUGAUAUCGGAAGGCUACCCUAUUUACUCCGGAAAGGCAAGAGAGUGCAUGGAAUAUUUUUCAUCAUUGCGAUUCAUUCCGGAAAUAGCAAUGAAUCCAGCUGAGUUCUUGCUUGAUUUAGCAACUGGCCAAGUUAAUGACAUAACUCUGCCUGAAGAUCUAGUGGCAUCUCAAGGAACUGCUGAUUCAGACAGGGCUGUAAUCAAAUAUCUUCAACUCAAGUAUAAAACUCAUUUGGAGCCAAAGGAAAAGGAAGAGAAUCAUCGAAGUACCAAGGCGCCACAACAACUUCAACUAGCCAUUCAAGUUAAGAAAGACUGGACAAUAACUUGGUGGGAGCAGUUCAUGAUAAUAAUGAAGAGAACCUUUCGAGAAAGACGACGGGAUUACUUCGAUAAACUAAGAUUACUACAAUCAUUAGGAGUUGCAGUCUUACUAGGUCUACUUUGGUGGAAAUCCAGUGCUGCAACCGAGGCUCAACUAAGGGAUCAAGUUGGUCUGCUAUUCUACAUAUGCAUUUUUUGGACAUCUUCAUCAAUUUUUGGAGCAGUAUAUGUUUUUCCUUUUGAAAAGGUCUAUUUGGUGAAAGAAAGGAAAGCCGACAUGUACAGGUUAAGUGUAUACUAUGUUUGCAGCACUCUGUGUGACAUGGUAGCACAUGUUUUGUAUCCUACAUCAUUCAUGUUGAUUGUCUACUUCAUGGCUGGCUUUAAGAGAACAGUCAUUUGUUUCUUCCUCACAUUGUUUACCAUCUUACUGAUAGCAAUUAUAAGCCAAGGAGCAGGAGAGCUAUUUGGGGCUGCAGUUUUGAGUAUUAAGAGGGCCGGGAUGAUGGCCUCUUUGGUUUUGAUGUUGUUUCUUCUAACAGGAGGUUACUAUGUCCAGCAUAUACCGAAAUUUAUGAGGUGGAUGAAGUACUUAUCUUUCAUGUACUAUGGCUUUAGGCUCCUGGUGAAAGUGCAAUACUCUGGAGAUCAAUUGUACGAAUGUCAAAGCAAAGGUGGCUGUCGGACUCUGCAGAAUUCACCUUCGUUUGACACGGUUAACCUCGAUGGAGGCUUGCAAGAAGUAUGGAUUUUACUUGCUAUGGCGCUAGGCUACCGAUUGUGUGCUUACUUUUGCCUGCGCAAAAGAAUCAGUGGAUGUCAUAUUUGAGCAGGAUUCUACUUUGCUGAUAAAUAUAUGUAACAAAAGAGAAAGUUCGAGGGGCUUUGAUUACUCCUCACCUGCUAACUUUUGAAUUCCAACAUGUGCAGAAGUUAUGGUACAAUGUUAAGUAAAUUUUCAAGGUGUCAAGCAUAUAUAUAUAAAGUAAUUUGAU